Molecule: messenger RNA, 1196 nt
Organism: Spizellomyces punctatus DAOM BR117
Lineage: Eukaryota; Fungi; Chytridiomycota; Chytridiomycetes; Spizellomycetales; Spizellomycetaceae
Product: tRNA 1-methyladenosine methyltransferase subunit GCD14
Exons: 5
Coding region: 20-1033 (337 amino acids)
Biological process (GO): tRNA methylation
Cellular component (GO): nucleus; tRNA (m1A) methyltransferase complex
Source: RefSeq, a predicted model, not a curated record
GAAAUUGCAAUUUCCAACAAUGACAACGACGACGACAGCUGGUACCUUUCGUGCUUACUCGCGGCACAUUGCACUUGGCGAUACUGUUAUUGCAUAUUCUAGCCCAAAGACCAUAACCUACAUAACCGUGACCGCAGACGGGGAGUUUUGCAAUAGCUAUGGCGGAUUUCCUCACAGUUCGAUGAUUGGAAAAGAGUGGGGUUCCAAGAUGCCAUCAAAGACUGGCAAAGGCUUCAUCUACCUUCUUUAUCCUACCCCUGAACUCUGGACCCUCAGUCUUCCUCACCGGACCCAAAUUUUAUAUCAACCCGACAUUUCAUUUGUGACAGCUCUCCUCGACCUCCGACCUGGUGUGAAAAUGAUCGAAGCUGGAACCGGAUCUGGAUCGUUCUCCCACUCCAUUGCCCGCACAAUUGCGCCCACUGGGCACUUGUAUACAUUUGAGUUCAGCCGAGAUCGAUAUGAAAAAGCCAAUUUGGAAUUUUCCGAACACGGGUUAGGCGAUAUCAUCACCAUACAGCAUCGGGAUGUUUGUGUGGAUGGGUUCGAUAUGAGCGAUAUGGUGGACGCAAUAUUUUUAGAUUUACCUGCACCGUGGGAUGCCCUUGGCGCGGCCAAAAGGGCAUUCAAGCGCAAGAAAGUGGGUAGAAUAUGUUGCUUCAGCCCCUGUAUGGAGCAAGUCUUGAAGACGUGCACCGCAUUGAAGGAACUAGGGUUUGUCGAGAUACAAAUGUAUGAGGUUUUGCUACGACCCUACGAUGUGAGAAAGGUUCAGAAGCGGUCAUUUCCAAAGUUGGGCGAUGCAAAGAAGGGUAAUGCGGGAGCCGAGAAGAAGCGUAAAGCAGCUGAAGCUGUCUCUGAUUCGGAUGUACCAGGUGGUGAAAAGACGUCUGGGGAGGAUCAUACCACAACAUUGCAUGUACCCCUGAAUGAAGAACUCAUCACCAGCAAACCACAAGCUGAAGUUCGGGGGCAUACGUCGUAUUUAACUUUUGCUACGCUGCUACCUCAAGAAUUGCCAGUGAGGCGUUAAGACGAAAAGUAGUCUCAAUGCCAGUAUGUAUAUAUAGAUCCAUAUCUCCUACUAUCAUGCAAGAGGCUCUUGGAAUAUACUAUUUAAGGUUUUAAGUCGGCUAAUCUAUCAUGUAAUGCUACCUCUUAGAUAAUGAUGGAUUUCCUGCUACUCAUGUUGCCCG